UCCAACCAGAACUACAGUUUGGGCUGGAAUUACGCUUUAGUUAUUUUUGUAGACUUUCAAGCCUUGCUUAUAAAUAUUUUGUAGAAGUGAAGUGACUUUGGGAUCAGAUUGAGCUAAGUUUGCAAUUAACAAAAAAAUUUGUGAUUUAUAUCCCCCUCUAACACCAGCUUAUUUUUUGUGAAAAAACAGUUUAUAUGCUGCUCUACAUGGUUAUGUUUUAGACAAAAUGAAACUACUCACACAUAAUAUGCUAACAUGCAAUAUUAAAGGCGUCAAAAAUGGAUUUCCUUUCAAGAUCGAGGCUGUUGAUGUGCAAUUAAAAGAGGCUGACUUUAAUGCAGAUUUUCUUACGCGACUUAUUCACAAGCUGGAAUGGAAAGCGCUUGUUGAAACAGCACAUGCACUAGGACAUGGAAAAAAUUUACCGUUAGAAAUUGCUGGUAAGGAGAAUGAACUUUGUGAAAAUGAAGAAUUUUUGAAAGAUGUUCAUCAUGUCCUUAUGGAAGUUGAGGUUAUGGAAGGCAAUCUUAUUUGCCCAGAGACAGGUCGUAAAUUCCCUAUAAGUAAAGGUAUACCUAAUAUGUUGCUGAAAGAAGAUGAAGUUUAAAGAGAAUUGGAUGCAAAAGUUUCAUAACAAGUCAUUAAAGUGUUUGUUUAUGUAAAAGGAUUGAUAUUUGUAGGGAAUGACUAUGUAUGCCAAUGGAAGGUAUAUAGAAGCCUUGUUAUUUUUAUUAAAUACCAAACCAAAGUGUUGUGUAUUUCUUUUAAUCUGAAUGUGUUUAUCAUGUGACAAGUGUAUAUUUUAUGUUAGACCCUUUUUAAGUCUUCUCAUAAUCCUUAGGAAAAGCAUAAGUUUGCAUGUGCCUAAAGUUUGAUUUUUUUUAAUUAGAUAUAGUCGUAAAAAGCAACAAUUCAGUUAUUACUACCAAGUUUUGUUGUUGUUUAUUUUUGCUAGUUUGUUAAUGGAAAAGUGGGUUGAGAAAGAGGUAUAAUAUAUAAAUAUAUACCCUGCUAAUUCACUAAAAGCCAUGCUCCUUUAUUUGAAUCCUUCUAAAAUCAAAAAAUAAAAUACUAAAAAAUAAAAACUACUAAAAACUUGUGCUUUUAAAAUUGUCUAGCAGCGUUACUGUACAAUCAUUUUUAAAAUGUGGAAGUUUGAUUAAUGCUUUAUAGUGUAAAUGAUUUAAUAUUUCAUUAUUUUAGUAUUACAUAACAGUAGUAACAAAAAAUGUCUGGUUUGUUUACAUUUUGCAGAGGAUUAUUGUCACAGACAUAUCACAAUGGAUUUUCUUACGCUGUAUUGAGUAAUGUCAGAACAUACAAAGUAAAAUCGUCGUUGAAGCUCAGGUGUGCAGCCUGUAGAUUUGUUUGGAGACGCGGCAGAUUGCAUGUUGUAUGUAAACAACAUCCUCGACAUAAACAACGUAAGAAAUAAACAAUGUCAAAAAAUCAAAGAUAGACAACACCAUUUACAGAAACAAUGUUAAAGAUAAAACAAAGAGUUAAAGUCUUUUCAACACCCUUAACUCUAGAUUUUUGAAGUUUAUAUGCUAUAGACUGUGAUAUUUUCUAUUUUGUAAAAAUAGUUGCAUGUACAUAUAAAAUAUAAAGACCCAAAAAUUUUGCUAAA
This is a messenger RNA of Hydractinia symbiolongicarpus, 1630 nucleotides long. RefSeq lists its product as uncharacterized. The record is from RefSeq and is a predicted model, not a curated record. Bases 227 to 607 code for a protein of 126 amino acids. Gene Ontology annotation, biological process: rRNA (guanine-N7)-methylation; peptidyl-glutamine methylation; tRNA methylation. NCBI's taxonomy places the organism in Eukaryota, Metazoa, Cnidaria, Hydrozoa, Anthoathecata, Hydractiniidae. The transcript has a single exon. Gene Ontology annotation, molecular function: protein heterodimerization activity.